GGAGCAGGAGGAGCAGGAGGAUCAGUAGAGGAGCGGAAUGGAGGAGGACAAGCAGAACCCGGAGCACCGGAGCAACAAGGUCCGGAGAAGACAAGCAGCAGGCUCGUCCUCUGAUAGCAGCGAUGUUGAGAAACCAAGUGGAAGAGACGGACUAAAGCGUCACUGCUGUCCUUUCUGUGACAAAUCCCUCACAUCAUCCAGAAAUUUACAGCUUCAUGUAAGAAUUCACACCGGAGUGAAACCAUACAGGUGUGACCACUGUGAGAAAGCUUUCACCACUCAGGGUCAACUACAAAUCCACCUACGCACUCACACUGGAGAGAAACCGUACAGCUGUGAUCAGUGUGGGAAAUCUUUCACUGCUCAAGGUCAACUAAAAAUUCACCAACGGACGCAUACAGGAGAGAAACCAUACAGCUGUAAUUUAUGUGGGAAAGCUUUUACUGGAUCAGCUGACCUGAAAAUCCACCAACACAUUCACACUGGAGAGAGACCGUACAGCUGUGACCAGUGUGGGAAAACUUUUAUUCUGACUUAUCAAUUAAACAUCCACCAGCGUGUUCACACUGGAGAGAAACCACACAGGUGUGAACAGUGUGGGAAAAGUUUUUCUCACAGUGGCUAUCUGAAAAUCCACCAGCGCAUUCACACGGGAGAGAAACCAUACAGCUGUGAGCAAUGUGAGAAAGCUUUCAACACAAAGAGUAACCUAGAAGUCCACAGCCGUGUUCACACUGGAGAGAAACCCUACGUGUGUGGCCAGUGUGGGAAAGCUUACAGCACUCAGGCGAGUCUAGAAAGACACCAGGGUGUUCACUCUCGAGAAAAACCACACAGGUGUGAACAAUGUGGGAAAGGUUUUUCUCACAGUGACACUCUUAAAGUCCACCAACGCAUCCACUCAGGAGAGAAACCGUAAAGCUGUGACUAGUGUGACAAAGUCUUCAUCACUCAAGGUCAAGUUAGCUGUGUCCUCCCGCCUCAUCUACAUGCUCUUAUAGCUGUGUUGUUAUACUCUGGGUUUCUCUCCAUAAUGAGAGCUGGCCAUCAGUAUAUAACUAGGGGCUGGUCUAAGGUGAGCCUGAGCCAGCCCUAACUAAAAGCUCCAGUCCAAACUAUAAGCAUCAUCAAAAAGGAAAGUCUUCAGUCUAGUCUUAAAUGUGGAGAUGAUGUCUGCCUCCUGGACUGAAAC
Messenger RNA from Epinephelus lanceolatus (giant grouper), 1192 nucleotides. RefSeq lists its product as uncharacterized. Gene Ontology annotation, cellular component: PcG protein complex; transcription regulator complex; chromatin. Gene Ontology annotation, molecular function: RNA polymerase II cis-regulatory region sequence-specific DNA binding; DNA-binding transcription factor activity, RNA polymerase II-specific. Gene Ontology annotation, biological process: regulation of transcription by RNA polymerase II. NCBI's taxonomy places the organism in Eukaryota, Metazoa, Chordata, Actinopteri, Perciformes, Serranidae. The record is from RefSeq and is a predicted model, not a curated record.